AAGAGAAAAAAAAAAAAGAGAGAGAGAAAGGAAAGGGAAAUAUCACAAAACCGAGAGGGGGAAGAAGCAAAAAUAAAUAAAGGCAGCAAGGAAACUGGGAAUAUCUCGACCUUGGAACCAGUCCUGGAAUCACACCUCGCCCUGCUUUCCUAGUUACAUUUGAUGACUGUGUUUCUGUGAUGGGCCGGCUGACAUCCUAUUUUAUAGUUGGUGGUAAUGCGGUGUCUGCUUUUCUUUCCUGGAGACUCCAGGCCACGCAUUCCUGUGAUGUGACGCUGGUGUGGAAGGCCAGCUUCGAGUCCGUCCAGCAGUACGGCAUAUCCUUUAAGUAUGGCUACUCUCUCUCUACCCUUAUAUCUCUCCUUGUGGUACCUUGGUUGGCUCACACUUAUUGUCAAAUUUAGGUCGAAGGUGUUCGGCAACGAACGCUUUAAACCUCGACACGUUGUCCGUACGCCAGAAGAAGGUGCUUCCAUAUCGUCGUCAUACGAUUAUGUGAUUCUCUGCGUGAAAGCUCUGCCAGAUAUCUACGAUCUCGCCGGCGUGAUCGAAUCAGUCGUUACCCCCCAACACACAUGCAUCCUGGUCAAUACUACGAGCACAAUAGGUAUCGAGGCCCAUUUGGAGCAGAGAUUCCCAAAGAAUGUUGUCCUUUCUCUGGUAUCUGCAGUAGAUAUUGUCCAGACCGGUGCCAGCGAGUUUGAACACACCUCUUCAACCGACUUGUGGGUUGGUCCAGCUUCGAAGAACGCCAUGAUCCCAACAGCCAUCCAGAACGACAUGGCUGCUGCUCUGGCAAUAACUCUCGGCACCGCUCAGGUGAAUUGCAAAGUAUCAGAAAAUAUACUCCAGCAGCAGUAUGAUCGUAUGAUAGGGUAUGUGACAUGCCUUUUUGCCCUCUCGCUUUUGCCAUGCUAAUCCUGUCUAGCCCCAUUGCUUUUUACCCUAUCAGUGUCCUUUUCGAGACCCCAAACCACAGUCAGCUCCUAGAAAAGGUUGGGGUGCGUCAAAUGGUCUCAGACGUCCUCGAUGAGUUGAUCACACUUGCAAAGUCCCAGGGAUGCACAUUUGCCGAUGACUUCAAAGAAAAGACAAUCCAGGCAAUGACGGCCCCAACUGAGAAUCCGAGCAUCAUGUACCAGGACUUCCAGGCCAGGCGGCCCAUGGAAAUCGAAACCUACCUUGGAGCUCCCGUCAAGAUGGCCACUGAAAACGGCGUAAAGAUUCCCCGAAUAGAAACAUUGUACGCCAUGCUACAUCAUAUUAAUAUUACCAAUCAAAACCGUCAGCCCCCAACGGAACCAUCCUCACCCGUCGUUACACUGCCUCCUCGAAUAUCCUCUGCUCCUUCAAGACCGCCGAUGAAUGGUGCCCCUCGAGGUGGUGGGAACUUCCGUGGCCAACCACCACCUCCACGUCGAGGUCCCUCCUCCAUGGCUAACAAUCCGAGACCUCUUCCUCCCCAGGCAAAUGGCCAUGGUCCUCGUGCUCCCAAGCAAGGCAUGCCGCGCGAUCUGUCGUAUGAGGACCCAUCUCUCGACGAAUUCAGCCAUCUUGUACUUUAUGAAGACGGUCAAGAUGACGCCCAGUCUCAGCAUGGUGGAUACAAUGGCCAUAUGAACGGGGGGCCAUCUCCUAGUGAACUGGCACUAAAGGAGCGUGAACUCAUGCUUCGCCAGCGAGAGAUUGCCCUGCGAGAGCAGGAGAUACAAAUGAGGCGCCGUGGAGCCGGCGUUGCGAGAGCUCCAUCGAUUAGAGGCGGUUUUGACGAUGACGACGAAGAUGGCUACGACCUCCCAGACCACCGCAGCCCGGCCAUCCCUCAAAUUGAUCCGGAUAACUUUGACAUGAUGAGCGUAACUUCUCGGAGAAAUAGGAAAACUCCAACUACUCCCGCAAAGGAAUUCCGCAAAAACCCUGAAAUGAACAGUUCUCGUCCUCCAUCUGUCUUCAGCAGACAUUUUGGUGCUGGUAGACAUCGUGCCAGCGCAAGGAUAAUGGAGGAGAUACCAGGAAUGCACGAUUCGCUACUAGACAACCCUAUGAUGAGCUACUCAUCCAAUCGAUAUGGUAAUGUUGACAGAAGAGAAAUGCACAACGAAUCAAGAGCGAACUCCUUGACUGCCUCGAGAAUGGGUGAGAUGGGGCAUGGAACUUUCCCACCGAGUAGAAGGACUAGCCAGUCUCCCGGCAAUCCUUCUCUCCCAAACGGCCGGAUGGGUAGACCAGGUACAGGACCUGAGGGUGGCCAGAUGCCCCUACCGAAUGGAAUGGGACAUAGUGGGAGGCCGUCUCCCCCAGGAAUGAUGAAAGCUCCAGUACCAAGGCACCCGCCUGGUCAAGGUAAUGCUAUAAUGCCGCAUCAGGUCGAGCAACAUGUCGGGGUGAGCAACCAUCCGUACCCCCCCAAAGGUCCUUCAAACGUUCGAAGUCUGACGGGCAGUGCGAGUGCCAGCGCGGAGAGUGGUGAUAGUGGUGCAAGUGCACAUAUCGACUCAGAGAAUUCUGCAUACAGCAGCCAGAGCAGCCUUGAUCCCGUGCAUCGGGGACAUGCAGUUCGGUAAUUUCAUACGCGCGGCCACACCGCUCCCCAUCUUCUCCCUCGUCUCUUUCUUUUCCUACGUCGAGCGGAUAUCUACCUCUUCACGACACGAAUUAUAGACGUCCCCAUUAACGAUACCCCUUCAACACAUAAUUCGCAUUAGCUUUUCGCCUACAUUUUUUCGGCAUUUCCUAGUAUCCUUUUCCACCGAAAUCCUCCCUAUCGUUGUUCUGCCUCGAAGCCACUUCGGAAUGAUGGGGGGAAAAAUACUUACGGUAAAUAGCGUCUCGUUUCUUGGGCUUAUGUUCUCGAUCCCGACAGCCUGCCGGCAGUGUUCUUUUCCAUGCUACUGCCUUCAAUGUACAAUGGAAACGUCUUCACUUUUUUGGACAGAUAGCCGACUGGCCGUCAGCGUUUAAUACUACGAUAAUGCUUCUCUGGCUGCACUCACAUCAAAGCCUCCCUGGCUCCC
Trichophyton rubrum CBS 118892 is the source of this 3014-nucleotide messenger RNA. RefSeq lists its product as uncharacterized. NCBI's taxonomy places the organism in Eukaryota, Fungi, Ascomycota, Eurotiomycetes, Onygenales, Arthrodermataceae. The record is from RefSeq and is a predicted model, not a curated record. Gene Ontology annotation, cellular component: cytoplasm. The transcript has 2 exons. The coding region runs from base 885 to 2564 and encodes 559 amino acids. Gene Ontology annotation, molecular function: oxidoreductase activity.